Messenger RNA from Ostreobium quekettii, 1212 nucleotides. The record is from the annotation of a GenBank genome assembly. Lineage: Eukaryota; Viridiplantae; Chlorophyta; Ulvophyceae; Bryopsidales; Ostreobiaceae.
AUGGAGGACUACGGUGCAGUAGUUAAGGACUUGCUGCGCCUGCCGCUGGCCCUAAGGCCUGGCGACCGGCUCAUUCCAAAAGUUGUGGAAGACGCCCUCUCUUGUGCCGAGGGCGUUGACCGGUCGCCGCGGUCAACGCUGACUGGAUUCGCGUCGGAGGGGAGCGACGCUCCCCCGGGAGAGGACUGGACCCCAGGGCCCGCGGCAGCCGAGAGCCGGACCCCGAGGCGCGUGGAGGCCAGGUUCCACUUCGCGGGGGUCUACGACGGGCAUGGCGGGGCGGAGGUGGCGCGGCAGGUGGCUAAAAACCUGCACCUGCACCUCAAGAAGGCCUUCGGCAUCGUCGCGGCGACGUCCCUGACCCAAUCCGUCGACGAGCACGCCCCAUGGGCCAGUCAACCAAAAGCCGUUGACGGAAUAUCUCGAGGCGCCGACGCGACAAGACGGGGCGCCGAUGUGACAAGACGGGACGGCGAUGCGACAAGGCGAGGCCGCGACUCCGAGACGUCGCGCCACUCCCGGCACCUGCCUCGGGGCCGCGACCUGACGGACGCCCUGUCACGUCACAGGGGACUGAACCUGCCACAGGUGCGCGAUGCUGUGGAGCUGGCCUUCUGCCUCAUGGACGGUCAGCUGCGGGGGACGGAGGCGGCGAGGCUGGCGGGGUCCACGGCGGUGGUGGCGUUAGUCAGCGGGUCGGUUGUUUGUGUGGCCAACGUGGGAGACUCGAGGGCGGUGCUGUCGAGGGGUGGGGCGGCCUGCAGGCUUACGAGGGACCACAAACCGUACUUGGAGGACGAGGAGGAGAGAAUAGUAUCCUGUGGAGGCGAGGUCCUGAAAUGUGGCGGCAGCAGAGUGAUGGGCGUCCUGGCCAUGUCGCGCGCCUUUGGAGACCACUGCCUCAGCAACUUCGGCGUCAUCUCCGAACCAGAGGUCGCUCUCAUCGAAACAAGCCCCGACGACGACUUCCUCAUCCUGGCCACCGACGGCCUGUGGGACACCAUCUCGGACGCCGAGGCAGUCGAACUGACCCACCGGUGCUUUGACCGCGCAUUGGCCGGCGCUGAACAAGUCAAACUGACCCACGGCGGCCCCAGGCAACUGGGGGCGGAAAUCGCGGCCAAGGUGCUCAUCAAGGCCGCGACUGAUCGAGGGUCCAGGGACAACAUAACCGUGACUGUUGUCGAUUUGAAGGGCAACUGCGAGCUUUAA